UUGUCGUUUUGCUCCAACCGGGCCUGUGAAUCGAGGGGGAAAAAACACCAAAGUGACUAGUGCGCCAUUGCGCUGCAGAGUGCAGUGCUCGGGUGCGGAAUCCCAACGCACAUGUCGGCGCCAUCUGCUCUUAUUCACGCGCUCUCGUGCGCCAUCGCUCGACCAUCCGCACCUUCCUUUUUUGCGCCUAUUUAUCAUCACCACUCAAUCCUCUCCUUUCCCCUCAGAUCCACCACCACCACCACCCCUCCUCCUCUUCGCUCUCGCUUCCUUGCUUCCAUGGCCUCCAAAGAUGUCGCUGCUGCUGCUGCUGCUGCUGUUUCUGUUGUUGUUGAUGAUUCUGGGAUGGAUGCUGUGCAGCGGCGUCUUAUGUUCGAGGAUGAGUGUAUUCUGGUGGAUGAGCAAGAUCGUGUUGUUGGACAUGAAUCCAAGUAUAACUGCCAUCUGAUGGAAAAAUUGAAGCAGAAAAAUCUGCUUCAUAGAGCUUUCAGUGUUUUCCUCUUCAACUCAAAGUAUGAGUUACUCCUUCAGCAAAGAUCUGAGACAAAGGUGACAUUUCCUUUAGUGUGGACCAAUACUUGCUGCAGUCACCCUCUUUAUCGCGAAUCUGAGCUCAUUGACGAAAAUUACCUUGGAGUAAGGAACGCUGCACAAAGAAAACUACUGGAUGAACUGGGCAUACCUGCUGAGGAUUUACCUGUCGACCAGUUCAUUCCUCUCGGGCGCAUGCUAUACAAGGCUCCAUCUGAUGGCAAAUGGGGCGAACACGAGCUUGAUUAUCUGCUUUUCAUCGUACGUGAUGUUAAUGUGCAUCCAAAUCCUGACGAGGUUGCUGACAUAAAAUAUGUUAAUCGGGAUCAGCUGAAGGAACUGCUGCGAAAAGCUGACGCUGGGGAGGAUGGUAUAAAGCUGUCACCGUGGUUUAGGCUUGUUGUGGACAACUUCCUGCCAAAAUGGUGGGAUCAUGUUGAGAAGGGUACUCUUGAGGAAGCUGCAGACAUGAAGACCAUUCACAAAUUGACCUGAAACUACUAUUGUGAGGUGUUCAAUUCUGCCAUUAUCUUGGGAAAAUUUUCAGAACUCAAUAAUAAUGAUAUGGAAACAAUUUGCAGAUACCAUCUUUUCUUGGUUU
Messenger RNA from Dioscorea cayenensis subsp. rotundata (Guinea yam), 1132 nucleotides. Its product is annotated as isopentenyl-diphosphate Delta-isomerase I-like. Gene Ontology annotation, molecular function: isopentenyl-diphosphate delta-isomerase activity. The record is from RefSeq and is a predicted model, not a curated record. Gene Ontology annotation, biological process: isopentenyl diphosphate biosynthetic process; isoprenoid biosynthetic process. Gene Ontology annotation, cellular component: cytoplasm. Lineage: Eukaryota; Viridiplantae; Streptophyta; Magnoliopsida; Dioscoreales; Dioscoreaceae.